Messenger RNA from Oxyura jamaicensis (ruddy duck), 4238 nucleotides. RefSeq names its product ADP ribosylation factor like GTPase 5A (gene ARL5A). Gene Ontology annotation, molecular function: GTP binding; GTPase activity. The record is from RefSeq and is a predicted model, not a curated record. NCBI's taxonomy places the organism in Eukaryota, Metazoa, Chordata, Aves, Anseriformes, Anatidae. Bases 23 to 562 code for a protein of 179 amino acids. Gene Ontology annotation, biological process: protein localization to Golgi membrane; vesicle-mediated transport; intracellular protein transport. Gene Ontology annotation, cellular component: trans-Golgi network; cytoplasm. The transcript is spliced from 6 exons.
CGGCCCCGGGGAGCGGCCGAGGAUGGGGAUCCUGUUCACCCGCAUCUGGCGGCUCUUCAACCACCAGGAGCACAAGGUAAUCAUUGUCGGUCUGGAUAAUGCAGGAAAAACGACCAUUCUUUAUCAAUUCUCCAUGAAUGAAGUCGUACACACCUCGCCUACGAUAGGGAGUAACGUGGAAGAGAUCGUGGUGAAUAACACGCGCUUCCUGAUGUGGGACAUCGGAGGGCAGGAGUCUCUUCGCUCCUCGUGGAACACCUACUACACAAACACGGAGUUUGUAAUAGUUGUUGUGGACAGCACCGACAGAGAGAGAAUUUCUGUGACUAAAGAAGAACUCUACAAGAUGUUAGCACACGAGGACUUAAAAAAAGCAGGUUUGCUGAUCUUUGCUAACAAGCAAGAUGUUAAAGAGUGUAUGACAGUGGCUGAAAUCUCUCAGUUUCUGAAACUGACUUCAAUUAAGGAUCACCAGUGGCACAUUCAGGCGUGCUGUGCUCUAACUGGAGAGGGACUCUGCCAAGGACUCGAAUGGAUGAUGUCAAGACUUAAGAUCAGAUGAUUUUUAAUGACCCCUUUGCACAGACAUUGCUUAAAAAAAGCUGUACCCGUGAUUACCCUCACAGUGGCAGAAUUACUGGGUUAGAUGUAUUUAUAAUGAACUGAUGACAACUUUAUUUUCUACGUAGAUACACACACGUAUUAAAAAUUAAGACCAUUCAGCAAAAAGAAAGAUGCGGUUGAUGGCUCAAGUUUGUUUUCCUGGUUGUUUUCCUCCGGGGAUGCACAUAAAAGCUGUGAUCAACCUUCUUUUCAAGAUACAGCCACUCAGAACAGUCUGAUGCUGAGCGCGGUGAAGAUGAAGCAAGAGAAAGGAACUUUUAUGUUGGGGUUUUACUAUUCCAUUGUAGUCCUCUCUAGUGGAAGAUGUGGCUUCAUUAUUCCAGUAAAUUAGCAAACAAAUCAAUGGCAUAGAUAUCAACUUUCCAGUAUUUUUAAAGUUACUGAUGUUACAAAUGCAAAAAUAUUUUCCUGUAUGUGUACUGUACAUAUUUGUGUAUAUUUAUACCUCAAUUUUAGGUUAAUUGCAAUCUGUUCAGACCAGUGUGUAAAGCUGAAUCAGUAUGUUGACGGUAGUACUAAUAUUUGACAUUGCCAACGUGUCACAGCUUCUUUUCCUUCGUUACCCGUAUGGCUGGAAGGUCCAUCAGACACUUGGCUCACCACAACUUUAUAAAGCAAGCUCUCUUGUAGGACAGCUGCUUGUUUCUCACCUGAUUUUUCAGUUAGAUUUUUCAUACUGGGUUGGGGCAUAUGGGUUCAACUCCAAAUUACAGUAUCGGCAAACAGUAAAAACUUGCCAAAGAGUUUAAAAGAAAACAAUUUUAUUUUUUUUUUAAAGUAGUCGUCAUGGGAUUAGAUGAUUCCAGAAGGCGCAUGUCAUGCUGUCCUGCGCUACUGCUUUUCUUUUUUUGCAGCACAUGUUCGUUUGUGAUUCAAGUCUCAUAGAAGUACCUUUAACUCUCCUAAAGGGAAAAAUGUCACCUUUUUUUUUUUUUUUUUUUUUUUUUUUUCCCCUCCUUAACCAAAGAAAAGAGACAAAAGUAUGUUUAAAAGUCCCACUGGAAUCUCACAAAUCUAGUCACGCUCUGCAGGAAGUGUAUUUCAGAGGAAGAGGCGCACUUCUCUUUGAUAGCAUCAAAUGUAUAUAUACCGAUAUGCAAUGGUUGGAACUGGGGUGGGGAAGGGGAACAAAGUAGACUACACUACUUGAAAAGCCCUGUGACCCCUUGAUUAUGUUCCCACAGAAGUUCCAGGGCAGUACUUCCCGAAAAUAUAACUCCCUUGCAUGGUCCCCAGGUGAGUUAUACAGAAGCGUCAGACACUAUGUGAUUAUCUUUUCUUACUGUAGUAUUUGAAGGGGUGGUUGUGCCACGCAGACGGUCACAAUUAGCAUUUUAAAGGAUACAGGCUUUUCAGUGGGAUGGUUUGAAAUAUUGCCAGUAUUGUAAAGGUUACGUAGCCUUAAUCCUGGGCUUCUAUGUCGGAGAUGUGCGUUUGAAGGGAGUAGUAAAAUGAAAUAAAAAUGCCGUUUAUAAUGUCCUUCCCUUUCUUAGCUCAUGCAACCGAUAAGGACGGAAAAGACAUUUUAAAGAAUAAGUUAGAGUGAACUUUCUAAGGUGCUUACCUUGGUUGUGGGGUAAUCCAGUCAGCGCACGAGCCUUCCCGUUUGCCUGCUUCACCGGGGAUCAUGUCCUGAAUCUGGGUGGAAAAGAAGGGAGUCAAUUUCAAAAGUCUGUAUUUAACAAAGGCAGGUAAAGAAUUUAACUUUUUAAUAUAUUUUUGGUAUCUCUUUAUGAUGCUCAUUGGCUAGGGAACCUGCUGUCUUUGUUAAACAUUUUAAUGUGUACAUGCAUAUAUUUAGAGUGCAUGCACAUAGAUAUUGGUAUGUAACUGGUGUAUUGCAAAAUGUAUAAAUGUUUGAAGAAAUAACAACUUAAUGCAAAGAUUACUUUCUCCGUUUAUCUGAUAGUAUCUUCAAGAAACAAACUGUGCACUCUUGCAUAUAAAAUGGAAUUGUACAUUUUCUAGUCUCAAAAAAGAAAAAGCAGACAUGCUUAUAAACCUAAGUGUCUGGUUUUUGACUCUCGUCUUCCCUUUCAUGCCUUUAAAAUAUUUUGCAUUAGUAUUUUUAAGUACUGUUCACUCUUGCCUGAAUGUGUAAAGGUUGUGUGUUGUUUUUUUGUUUGUUUUUUAAGACAGUGAGUCCUUCCUGUUCACGGAGGAAAUAUCACGGAGCAGGUUUUUGAUAGCCACUUCUUGCUGGAAUUUGCUGCUUACUCCCUCGCUUUAAAUUUAUAGGAGCUACUAUGUCCAUAUAAUGAAAGUGUGGUGGUGGUUUUUUUUUCCAGGUAUGGCUUAUGUUGCAACAAGACACCUUAACUUACACUGACUGUCCUUUUCCCUCUCAGUAUCCCGGCCACUUACGUUUUCUGUGGCCUCUAAGGUACUGCAGUGGCAGCAGACCCCCAACAGGGAGCUGGGAAUAACCGCACACGUGAAGUCUGCCUGUUCAGGCGGUGUCCUUUGUGCCCUAACGAGCUUGUAAGCCAAAAAGCAAAUUGUUGCCUGUGUGUUGGAUGGCAAGCAAUGCAGCCUUAACCCAACUACGAGAGCGUGUCCUAUCACAUGGAAUCAGCAGGCUUCUUUUCCAUCUAUUUCAUGAUGCCACAGUAUUGUAUCGGGGAGAUCUGCUGUCCUGUAGGUAGGAUUCAGCAGUGGCCAGUGCUUGCUGGAGCAUCGUGUGCCUGUAGCAUUCCUGGCCGGGGCUUAGGAAGCAAAGGAAGACGUGCCUUCACUUUACGUGCUAGAUUUGCAGCCUCCAAGGAGGGUGGACUUUGUCUGUGGUAGCUGCCCUCUCUGUAAACAGAGAUUCACACUCUCUGUGUGUCCCCUCCCUGUAAGCAGGUGACUGUCCCCAAUUCUCACAGCACCUAACGGUGGCUGUGAUCUUCCUCAAGGUGCAGCGAAGACUGCAGAAAGCAAAAUAGCUGCGUCCGGGUGUCGCAGGGGAAGUUUUUGUAGAAAGUUCUGUCUGUCUGAGGGCUUAUCACGACAACAAACAUAUCUGCUCAGAUACUAGUGAGAAGGCUACACAAGCGUAUACCCUCAGGACACUGUUGUGGCUGUGAUGGUCUUUUACUUUGCACCCUGCCUUUUAAGUAACGUAAAAAAUGUUUUAAACCUAGUCAUGCAGCAGAACUAGAGAAGCGCAGACAAACUUCUGAACUCACGUAAGCCCUUUAUUAUGUGCUUCUUGUUUACAGCUUUGUUCGUUUCCCUGUAGGACAAUUCAUGGCUUUUUGCACAGCUCUGCCCAUAGAAAAGCAAGUUAACUUUGCAUCAAUGCUGUUUAUAGCUGCUCUCAGUUACUGUUUGGGAGUGAUUGUCUUAACGUGAGUCAUGACUUUGAGUUGUAUUGCUUUUGUGUUUUUACCCUCCGUGUGUUGUCUUGCCUUUCAGAGAAAAAGCUUAAGAUUACUUUCCCUUCAUUCUUCAUCAGUUUCAUUCUUAGGAUGUUACACAGAAAAAGGGAGGAGUCCUGAAAAAACGGUUAUUUAAGUUUAUGUUGCAGAACAGCAUUUUUCUAGCAAAAACCAUACCAGAUGUUCAUAUUUCAAUAAUAUUUAGAUGUUUCUUUUGGUUUAGCAGAUAAUAAACUUUGUAAAUUGGCUGUA